Messenger RNA from Tarenaya hassleriana, 571 nucleotides. Its product is annotated as 30S ribosomal protein S21. Gene Ontology annotation, cellular component: ribosome. Gene Ontology annotation, molecular function: structural constituent of ribosome. The coding region runs from base 119 to 421 and encodes 100 amino acids. Lineage: Eukaryota; Viridiplantae; Streptophyta; Magnoliopsida; Brassicales; Cleomaceae. Gene Ontology annotation, biological process: translation. The transcript has 3 exons. The record is from RefSeq and is a predicted model, not a curated record.
AAACCUAAAUAGUCUCCGUUUCUAUCAUUUCUCAGCUCUUCGGCGUCUCUCCCUCUUUCUCCGGUGAGAUUCCGACCAACGUACCGAUAGCCCUAAUUGCAGAGACGACUUGGGAAAGAUGAACACGGUAACGAGGCGAGUCACGGGAUUGAUUACUCGGUCGAGCCACCAUCAGGCGCAGCAGGAACGCGGAAUACGAGUGAAGGUUUUGAACGGGAAUCUGGAGCAGGCGUUGUCGAUACUGCAGAGGAAGAUGCAGUCGAGUGGAAUGGAGCGGUUGAUAAAGCAGCGCCAGGCUCAUCAUAUCAAGAACUCCGAGAAGAAGGUCCUCGCUAGGAAGAAUCUGGAACGUAGGAUCCAAUCCGAGGAUUUCGCGCGCAAACUCCAGUCGAUCCUCAUCAAGAAAGUCAGAGGUUUAUGAGAGUGCAAUUGGAAGAAACCUGGCGGCUGCCUCUUUGCUUUUCUGGGAAUUGGUAUUCAACCAUGUUAGGAUGUGAUGGCACACAGUUUCCAUUCAAAUUCUCGUGACUUGGUCUUUCAGUGAACGAAAUGAGAAGUGGAUUUUGAGUAA